Molecule: messenger RNA, 1092 nt
Organism: Suillus paluster
Lineage: Eukaryota; Fungi; Basidiomycota; Agaricomycetes; Boletales; Suillaceae
Exons: 3
Coding region: 1-1092 (363 amino acids)
Cellular component (GO): endoplasmic reticulum
Source: RefSeq, a predicted model, not a curated record
AUGGGUCGAUUGUGUAGCGUCGUGUCUUGUCUCCUAUUAGUCGGUUUCUCGCAGGCAGCCGACGUAUAUCUCAGCCCACCCCAAACAUUCCCCUCCCGGCUUUCCCUCCAGCAUGCUGGUUUCGUUUUGUCCCAACAUCUGGGUCUCGAGCCACUCGAGAAUUUCCAGCACUAUAGCGACCUGCUAGGAGAGCAUGAGUUUGUCGCACAGGGAGCUUCAGACGCAUUAUUUCUGCUGGUAGACGAUGCCAGUAUACAGGAUAUUAUCCCCCCUUCCAUGAGCCGCUCGUUCUCCAUUGCAGGGGCACCCGCUAGUUCCCUCACUUCCCUUGUCUCUUCGUAUCUGCAUCGCGCAACUCACGCAUAUUCCCUCAUCUACUCUGAUCUCGCUAUUCCUCCAGAAGGCAUACCUCGUACUCUUGACAUUUUUUCUGCGCCAACACCCGCAAACGAAGCUUUCCUCGCCGAAAUCUCAACGCUUACCAAGUUCUUUGAGUCAUCGUCUGAUGACAAGUUCGCCUCCUUGGAGUUGACUGGACUGUCCCAGCUUGCAUCCACGUACGGUCGUUCAAGCGAACAGUACCAGCUUGCUGUACGAACCGUCCGAGCUGUUCUCGAAGCCACCACUGCUGACGCCAAGGCUCGGGUUGCUGUCUUGAGCUACACCCCAUCUACUAUAAUUGACAAACGCCAACCGCAGCCACCGCAGCAGUCACCCCUUCCAGCACCCCAUCCACCCACAGGACCGCCAGCACGUCGUCUGGCCUCUUGCCUCCCUUCCGCUGAUGCCUGCUCCAACGCUACCAGUGCCUGUUUUGGUCACGGGCAGUGCGUGAGCACCAUCAACGCCGGACAGGAGUGUUUCGUCUGUGCUUGCUCGGACACCAAGUCUGCUUCAGGGAAAACGGAGAGCUGGGCAGGUGAGAUGUGUCAGCGCAAGGACAUCAGUAGCACCUUUGUAUUGAUCGCAGGGACGGUAAUUACGCUGAUACUUUUGAUGGGAGGGUCGGUAUCGCUGCUUUACUCUAUUGGGGAUGAUGAGCUGCCUAGCAUCCUCACGGGUGGCGUGGCCAGCGGAUUGAGGAAGGAUUGA